Messenger RNA from Fonsecaea multimorphosa CBS 102226, 2739 nucleotides. RefSeq lists its product as uncharacterized. Gene Ontology annotation, molecular function: DNA binding. Gene Ontology annotation, cellular component: nucleus. NCBI's taxonomy places the organism in Eukaryota, Fungi, Ascomycota, Eurotiomycetes, Chaetothyriales, Herpotrichiellaceae. The transcript has a single exon. The record is from RefSeq and is a predicted model, not a curated record. The coding region runs from base 1 to 2739 and encodes 912 amino acids.
AUGCCUUCCAAGAUUCGAGAUAAUAGCGCCGAGCGGCGACGCGAGAAAAAGGAGUCGUCGCGAUCAGAAAAGGACAGAAGAGAACGAGAUCGAGAGCGAGACCGGGACCGAGAAAGAGAUCGGGACAAAGAUCGUGACCGAGACAGAGACAGAGAGAGGGACAGAGAUAAGGACAAGGAAAAACAUCGGUCUCAUCAUCGCAAAGCUUCUGUCCGAGAAAAGACAUCCUCAAGGACAUCCAUCUCCCCGGUCAAUGAAAAGAGGCGGUCCUCCAUGCCGGGAAAAGUCGAAGAUGUCCCCGUCAAAUCGGACUCCAAGUCCAGCUUACCGUAUCCUUCAUUCUCCAGAGAACAUAGCCGCGAAGCCGUUGGGUUGGCAGGUCACCCGGUCCUCAACGUCUUUACUCCUCCUGCGACCGAUCUGAACGCUUCCAAGGACAAACUACCCUCGAGGCAUUCUGCUGCUGCUGCGAAUGAUGCGCCGCCCAGUCCGCCGCUUACCGACAAGACCUCGGGGACGGCGAAAUGGAAAUCCAAUAUCGGCAGACCCGUGUCAGUCGAGACCAUCCAGGAAGAAGAAAAAGGCUCUCAGACCGACGGAGACGUGAAGAUCACGAGCAAGGCACGCCUUAUACCAAAAACAAGGAGAUCGAACGGCCAUCUGCGCAGUUCUUCUGAAUUGGGCACAGACAGUUCUCCGACCCGAAAACCGCGUGAUACACCAACCACGCCGCUGAAGACGGUAACCCCGGUCUCGACAAUCCCGGUUUCACAAAGGUCAGUCAGCCAACCCACCCGAACUGACUCUCCCGCGACCACCAACAGCGCAACCGAAUCCGGCACGAACAUCAGCUCCGAAGCGACCUCAAUAGCCCCAGAGCAGCCUACAAUUCAGCGGCCAGGCUCGAAAAUCCCUCCCGCAGCGGUGUAUCCAGAUGGUCCAGCCGUCAUCCUCCCCCAGUCAAGGGGUGUUACCCCAAUGGAGGUGUUUAUAGAAGACAGUGCCUCAGUCUUUACGGGGACGCCGGCGCCCAUCUCACAGACUCCAGGACCUCCACCACCGCCUCCGGCGCCCAUUCCGGUCACUGUGCCUAAGGUUGACUACCUGCUGCAGCAUGGCGGACUAAACCAGUCGGUAACGAAAAAUCUGCUGCUGGCAGGGAAGCCCAUGGCGAUACAACAGGCUCAAUCGCCGAACCAACCAUCCAUUAUGGUGGCAAAUCUAUUCGAACCUUACGUUGCGCUGCUUGACGAUUUUGAAAAAGUCAUGUCGAAGAACGGUUCUUUAGCCGUUGCCACUGGGUACCGCUCUGUUGCACGCCGACUGCUUGAUCGCCUUGAAGCUGUGUUUGCUCGGGACAUCUCGUCGGAAGCCUGUCAAUGCCCAAUGUGUGAAUACGACCAUGCCGAGGACGUGAGGGGUGUCAGCUGGGGCGAAGUCCUAGAACUGGUUUCUGGCAGAAAAGAUCUCCCGAGUUGGCCACCUUUCGCGUUCACACAGUCGCCGGUGGGGUUAGGAAUAUCCCUGGAGUUUCGUGUGCCGAUGCAGAAACUUGACAUUGAUGUGCCGGAAGAGUACAGAGAACACUAUAUCCGGCAGUCACGCAAGACGAAGCAAAGCGUGGACAAGUGGCUCAGCCGACAGAGCGAUGACCCUAGUUCGCCUCCUGAGGAAGUCGAUGAAGAAACGUUGACGUUUGCCAUCUUGACACAUCUGCCCGCCGAACAGAGGCCGACUUUCAAAAUCUUGCUGGGUAUCGUGGAUCGGCCGAUCGAACCUCCAAGACGUGUACCGACCCCUGAACUGGAGAAGCAGAAUGGCGAGUCCGGCCCACCAAAGCCGACACCAACGCCGGCGCCCGCCCCUAGAGUCCGGCCUCCACACAUCGCAGUGGCUGCGCAAGCGAUUCAGAGGUUGUACCGGUUGGCGAUGAUGCCAAGAGAUUCCGAGGCUGCUUUGUUCCUUCUCAACAACCCUUCAUUGCACAACGCACUGGCCACCUUGGCCGCCAUUUCCAACGACGAGUGGGAUAUCCUGAUCUCUGGCCGCUUUGACGGAUUCCUUAGAAGUGGUGCAGAGGACGUUCCUUUGCCCGAGCAUGUUCCGUCAAGAGGUCCGACUCCAUAUCGGCCUCCCACAAGAGGUGCGACGCCUGGGUACGGCCCUCAAACUAAUGCCACGGGCUACGGGUCUCGCCAGGCCAGCUACUCUCAGCCUUACCCUCACACUAAUGUUAUUCCCAAUGCUCAAUGUGGUGCGCCCAUCGCGUUUGACGAGGAGACGGAGCUGGCCACCCUUGCAGAGAUCGAACGCGACAUCUACGCCGGGAUGGAAGCUCUCGAAGAUGCCUUCGAGGUCUUGCAUAACAAGGCGGAAACCGUUCGUCGGGCCUUGCGAGAGCGGUCGGCUGGUUUGGCCGCCGCAGCGCAGCGAAGACGCGGCUCAGCGAUGGGCGGCGGCAUUGAGGUCCGCAUGGAUACCCCCGCGAGCGGCAUCAUGCCCAACGGGGAAAACGGGAUGGGUUCCGGACGGUGGGAUGCCGAAACUGACGAUGGCCUCGGUGAGUGGGAUGGUUUUGGGGAGAUAGAGCCGGAUGACUCGGCCAGCAAUAUCUCCAGUGCGCGGAGGAGAAGGCCAAAACGGAGAAAUGAGAGGCGGACGCCGGCUUUGAUCGAGGAAGAAGAUGAGAUGGAGGACGAUGGAGUUAGCGAGGCAACAGGGAGUCCGAGGAAAAGAUGA